This is a messenger RNA of Eupeodes corollae, 1267 nucleotides long. RefSeq names its product SAC3 domain-containing protein 1. The coding region runs from base 102 to 1151 and encodes 349 amino acids. Lineage: Eukaryota; Metazoa; Arthropoda; Insecta; Diptera; Syrphidae. The record is from RefSeq and is a predicted model, not a curated record. Gene Ontology annotation, biological process: centrosome duplication; spindle assembly. The transcript has 5 exons. Gene Ontology annotation, cellular component: nucleus; centrosome; spindle.
UUAUACAUUUAAUUAUCAAUUUCUGACCACUGGGUCAGAGCCAGAGGAGGAACAACAUUUAUAACAAAAUUAAAAUAAAUUUAUAAUUUAAAAGAAUAAAGAUGCCAGAGUUUGUCCAAGGGACAUGUGAAGAAAUGUGCCCAGAUCAAGAAGUAAAGCUUCGAACAAAAGAGCGUUUACUUCACUUUUAUGAAUGUAAACCUGGCCAAAAAAACGUUCCUGGGAUUCUUGUUAAAUCAUUCUCCCGUUCGGCAGCCGGAAUCAAAAUACCAAGAAGAAAAGAUCUCCGCACACAACGUGCACUAAACCAAACUGUAGAAUACCUUCUCAAAGAAAUCAUACUUGAUAAAAGAAGACCCUUUAACCAUGUGUAUGACUUUGUUUUCGAUCGUCUCAGAGCUAUUCGGCAGGAAAUUGUGAUGCAAAGCUACGAUUCCACGGCGACCAUUAGACUUCUAGAACCAAUGAUUAUGUUCUUGGCUUACAGUCGAUACAGACUUUGCGAGGAAUCAGUUGAUAACUUUGACCCGAAAAUCUGCGACCAACACCUGCAGGAGUGUUUGAAGAGAGUCCUCUGCUGCUACGACGAAGUUUAUGCUAAGUUUGGCUAUGAAAAUAUGAAACUCAAUGCGAUCCGCAGCAGAAUUUUUAUCGAAUCUAUCUACCAGCUGUUUAAUCUAGGCUCGGUUGAAGCCCUAACGAGAUGUGUUCAUCUCCCUGUUGAAAUAAAAACCGACCCUAUAUUCGCGGCGGUCUAUUCAAUAGCCCUUAAUCACUUCCAAGGAAACUUUUAUAAGGUCCUUGAUGGUGUAGCUCGUCUUCCGCACAUAUUAUGUGCAACAUCCUGUCUAAAACUUCAAAUUAUUAGAAGACAAGUAUUCCAAAUCUUUGCCUCGGCUUAUAGCAGCAAGCAACUCUUGCUACCGGUAGACUGGCUUCGCAAAUUACUCCUUUACAGCAACAAUAGCGAAGUUGUUCAAGAUUGUAAAUAUUUUGAAUUGGAAUAUAUUUCCGAGAAAAAUGCCAUACGUUUUUAUAAAAGCGAUUUUAAAUGCGAGAAUGUUCCUCUCAAACAAAAGCAUGAAGGAUUUGCAGAUGAAAAAUUAAAGAAAAUCUAUUUACCCGAUAUUUUAUUGUUAAAAAAAUUAUAAAACGUUUUUACCUGCUAUUUUUAUAUUUAAAAUUUAUUUGAAUUAUAAUAUUGUGUAAUUAUAAGUUGGAUAUUAUACCUAUAUUAACAAAUAUAUACACCUUUUUAAACAUUUAA